AUGACUAGGCGGCGGUCGGCCGCUGCGGCCCGGCGCCGCGACCCGCUGCCCGCGCAGCGCCAGGCCAUGCGGCGCCUGCUCACGCUCAAUAACGUGUCCAAGCUCACGCAGGAAGACGCUGAGAGAUUUGAAGACAUCCUAUCGCUGGUUUUCGCUGACGUUCCGAAAGAAGAACAAAAUGAAGAUCCCAUUUGCAGCGCCCUUGAAACUUCAUUUGAAACUUUGCAUUUGAUCAACAACAAAUCACAGAUUCAAAAAUGUACAGAAAUAUACGAACAACUGCAACAAAGAAUGGGGGUUGUAAUCGUCGGUCCUCCCGGCUCAGGAAAAACCACGAUUAGGCGUCUACUCAAAUCGGCACUUACAAGUCAAGGCAAAAACAUAGUGGAGUACGUGAUUUGCCCGAAAGCAAUGAGUCGCAACUCCCUGCUAGGCCACAUCGACCACGACACCCGCCAGUGGACCGAUGGCGUCAUAUCCUCCACUGCUCUUGAAGUCUCUAACCAGCCUUCAGAUAUUUGGUCAUGGGUGGUAUGCGACGGGGACAUCGACCCCGAGUGGAUAGAAGCACUGAAUUCCGUGCUAGAUGACAACCGUCUGCUGACCCUGCCGUCCGGCUGGCGCAUACAAUUCGGCUCCAACGUCAACUUCAUAUUCGAGACGCACAGUUUGGAGCAUGCUUCGCCGGCGACCGUGUCGCGAAUGGGGAUCAUAUUGUUGAAUGAAGAAAGCAGUUGCGCUCAAGAAGUACUGGAUAAUUGGAUGCGCAAGAUUGAACUUGAGAAUGACGCAUCAAAAGUGGGAGCGCCUCUUCUCCAACGAGCUAUCAAGAAAUGUUUGGAAUGGUUCCGCGCUAAUCAAUCUAAUGUUCUUGUUAAAAGUUACGAUUUCUCUUUGGUAAAACAAAUAAUAACUCAGUUCGAAUACAUUACCCAAAAUAUGGGACCGAAUAUUAAUUCCAGCAUUCCAGAAGACAUUGCGUAUUUUGCGAUCGAAAGAAGUGUGAUGGGCAUAAUUAAAGAAAACUCUAUCGAUAGUUUUCAUCAAGAGCUUUCAGAUACAUUAGGCACCCCGCCCACUAGUGCAGUGUCUCCGGAGGAGUGGGUAUCAGAAAAUUUGUAUCUAUCGAGGCGGCUGGCGGACCGCGAGCCGGCAGUGCGAGCCUGUGCGCUGUCGCAAGAUUCCCAUCUACUACUCAUAGGCCCUGAUGCCUCAGCUAAGAGUGCACUAAUCGAAUAUGUAGUAAAAGAAACGAACCUCACUGCGAUAACAAUUGACUGUACACCAUUACUAGAGCCAGGGGACAUUAUUGCUGAAUUGAAAAGGAAUAAUGCGGUUCGUUCGGGUGGUGGUUACGGCGGGGGCGAUUCUGGUGGUGGUCGAUUGGCGCUGGUGGUGCGUUCGCUAGACCGCGCAUCCAGCGAUUCAUGGCGCUGCAGUGCUGUGCACCAGUUCCUAUUGCAGUUAAUCCAACAUGGUGGGUUCUGGAGCCGCGGCGGCGACGAAGGCGGUGCGACAUGGUGCCGUGUGGCGCGCCUUCAACUGCUGGCCACUGCCGCAGCACCGCCUAACUCGCCUCGCCUUGCCGCUGCGCUCGCGCACGUCGCAGUACCGGAACCCGAUGACGAAGAGUUAUUGGAGUUAAUCAAAAACUAUUUGAAGCAGAACGUAGACAAAAAUGUCUCAGAAAAAGACGUUGCAGAUAUUGCUACGAAUAUGCUCGCAAUGUUCAAAGAGGUGACAGAAACAUUUUACUCGCAACCCCACUAUAAGUGGAAUGCCGAUCAUUUGAGGCAGUGGUGUGAAAAUGUCAGGUGGUACUCACCAGCGAAUUCUACGGAUCUUAUUAUGGGUAUUCAAGAGGAAGCAAAUUCUAUAUUCAGGGAUAGAUUAGUUACCGAUGAAGAGAAAGGCAGAUAUAACGCUAUAUCCAGAAACUUCUUAAAAACGAAUACAAAAGAUACGAUUUACUUUGCACCAAAAUUGAAAGCUGAUGGUAUUUACAUGGAAGCCAUGGAGUACAAUGAUUGGUAUCAAAGGACACAGAAGUUAAUAAAUCAGUGUUUGUCAGAAAACGAGAAUGUGUUUGGAGAUUCUGGCGCAGAAGUUUGUGCGGAAAUUGGCACAUUGUGCUCCUCUAUGGCUCGAGCUUGUCGUGGCGGGAUAGGGCUGAGCGUAAUCGUGGGAAGUGCGGGCGUAGGCCGCCGCGCCGCCGCUCAUCUCACCGCCGCUCAGCUGCCGGCAACUCUAGCUAUCAUCACGCAUCAGCAGCACUUCUACUCGCACAUGAAGAACGCCUUAAACUCAGCGGGCGAAGGCACCCGCACUCUGGUACUGAUUUGCGAAUCAGCUGCGGAAGCUUCCCAGUUAUCGAGCAUAGAGGCGCUGCACGCCGCCGCCUCGGUCCACGCCGUGCCCGCGCGUAUGAUGCCCGCGCAGAACUCGCCGCAUAUGCUGCAAAAUAUAAAGCAGAACUUAGGAAUAGUAAUCUGCCUAGAUAAGGACCAGGAAAACGUGUGGGAACUGAUCGACAAAUACCCUCUGCUAUACAACUAUGGUCACGUGGUGUGGCUCGAGCGUUGGUCCGACGACACGCUGCGCCAGAUGCCGUCUCUCGUCAUACAGAGAUUAGUUAAAGAGAGCAUAACUGAAGUAUCUAAAGAGGAGCUUCAAACUAUACCCACGGAGGGCUUCGUCAAAAUAUACGAGAGCCUGGAGGCGAAUUGGUUGCGCGCGCCGUGUCGUUACAUCAACUUCAUCAAGACGUACUUCAAUUUGGUGAACAGGAAAAAGCAGGCUUUAACUCAGAGACAGAACAUGCUAUCGGCCGGCGUAGAAGCACUACGCAAAGCGCGCAGUGAAGUGGCGACCUUACAAGCCGAAGCGGCUGAGCAAAAAGCCGCAUUGGCUGAGAAGCAAGAGAGCGCAAACCGCGCGCUUGAGCAGAUCGCCGCCACCGUCCGCGCCAACACCGAUCAGCGGGAGGAAAUGCACGCGCUCAAGAACAAUAUUGAGACUGAGAAUGAGAAGUUACAAAUCCGAAAGAAAGAGAUCGAGACUGAACUAGCUUCAGUAGAACCAGUGAUCGCUGCUGCCCGGGCGGCUGUGGGAGACAUACGCCCUGAAUCUCUGAGCGAGAUACGAUCGUUGCGAGCUCCGCCAGAUGUCGUACGGGACGUGCUGGAAGGAGUGCUCCGGCUUAUGGGUAUUGCCGACACUUCUUGGCAUUCUAUGAAAAAUUUCCUAUCGAAACGCGGAGUCAAAGAAGACAUUAGGUGCAUGGACGCGAGUCAGAUUAGUCCCGAGGCGGCGGAAUCCGUGGAGAAGCUGUUGAAAACGCGAGGCAGCUCGUUCGAGCCGGCCACGGCCAAGCGUGCGAGCGCGGCGUGCGCGCCCCUGGCCGCCUGGGUGCGCGCCAACUUGGCCUACGCCGCCGCCGCCGCGCGCGUGCGCCCGCUGCAGGCCCAGCAGGCGCGGCUACACAAGAAUCUUGUCGCCGCCGAGGAGCAGCUGCACGCUUUAUCCAGCGGACUGGCCACAGUAGAGGAGCGCGUGGCAGCGCUGCAGCAGCAACUGGGCCAGCAUUCGCGAGACGCGGCCGCGCUAGAGCUGUCCCUUUCAAAUGCUACUAGCACCAUCACCGCCGCCACCGCGCUCAUCGCCACGCUCGCGCAGGAGUAUGAUGCCUGGGAGACUGAUCUGGAAAAUAUAUCGAGAGAAAUAGUACAGCUGAAUUCUCGCUCACUCCUAGCUGCUGCUUAUGUAGUCUACUUGCCUGAUGUAACUGAACAGCAAGCAAGGCAACAAUUAAAGAAAUGGGGUUCACUAAUCGGUUUCGAUGAUGAGUCUUUCUCAGUCCUCAAUUUCCUUUCGACGCCAGAGAAGCAACUGAAAUGGGAGGCGGAUGGCCUGCCAUCAGACUCGUCCGCUAUCAAGAAUGCCGUGCUCAUUGAUCAGGUUCUGCAAGCUCAGCGAUGCGGCCUGACUCCGCUCGUUAUCGACCCGGAUGGUGAGGCGAUCGCUUGGUUGAAAAACACGCUAGCUGAAUCGCAGUGCGAUUUCGUGUCGCAGCAUAGUGAAAAAUUACUCACUACCGUACAGUACGCUGUCAGGCUCGGACGCACGCUAGUGAUCACGGACGUAGACGGGAUACACCAAAGCUGGGCGCCGCUGCUGCUGGGCGGCGGCGGGCUGCUGCUGGUGUCUGUGGGGGCGCGCCUGCCGCCGCCGCACGCCGCGCGCCUGUCCCCGCUGCCCUUCACCGCGCGGCUCGAGGCGCUCACAGAUCAAUUGGUGUUCUACGCUCUGCAGCGAUUGAAUCCAGAAGUUAAUGAAAAAUCUAAAGAGAUAAAGCUGAAAAAAGCUACUCUUCAAAAGCAACAAUAUGAGUUACAGGAAAAUCUCCUACGAGAUCUGUCGAAAAACAACGACAUCCUACACGAUGCAAAUCUGCUCGCUUCGCUGAACAAAACGCGCGAGACGGGCGCUACUAUAGCCGAAGCGUUGGCGGCGGCGCACGCUAUCUCUGCUAGCACUCGAGCUGCCUGUGACACCUACAGGCCAAGCGCCGCUCGCGUCGCGUCUCUCGCGCUGGCAGUAAAGAGGUUGGCGGUGCACCGCCCGCUCCUGGCGCUACCAGUGGACGUGGUAUUGGACGUCUAUGUCGACGCACUGCGCAGAGGGGAUCCUAACAAAAUUGAUAAUGACGAAGUGAUCAAAUUCAUAACUAGAAGAAUUAUAGAAAGAGUUCUACUAGGACUUCAUAAGAAGGAUAAAUAUAUUAUUGUCUUGCAUAUAUUGAAGCAAGUUUAUUCCGAAGCUAUGCCAGACAAGCUUUGGCAACUAUUUCUUGGUAAUGUGAUUGGAAAUGAUGAACAAAGAAACAUAGAUGAAAUCAAGAAAAUGUACACGUGGAUACCAACCGAUCGGAUCAAUAGAAUUGUUCAGUUGAAGACUGUCGACGAAGACCUUUUCAACAAGUUGUCGUUGCAAAAGUCUGAUCUAUGGACUGAGUUCUUAUCGUCCGGCGAUCUCAACGUGGUGUCUCGUUUGCGACUGAAUUCAUUCGAAGCCGUGGUGGCCAUUGCUGCUUUGCGACCUGACACUUUGUACAGGGCCAUUAUAGCGUUCGUUGAUGAACUGUUAGGGGCGGGCUGGUGGGGCGGGUCGGAGGCGGUGAGCGCGGCGGCGCGCUGGAGCGGGCGCGCGCGGCCCGCGCUCGUGCUGGCGCCGCACGCCGCCGACGUGCUCGCCGCGCACGCGCGCGCCCGCCGCACCACGCUCACGUCGGCGCGCUGGAGCGGGCGCGCGCGGCCCGCGCUCGUGCUGGCGCCGCACGCCGCCGACGUGCUCGCCGCGCACGCGCGCGCCCGCCGCACCACGCUCACGUCGGCGCGCUGGAGCGGGCGCGCGCGGCCCGCGCUCGUGCUGGCGCCGCACGCCGCCGACGUGCUCGCCGCGCACGCGCGCGCCCGCCGCACCACGCUCACGUCGGCGCGCUGGAGCGGGCGCGCGCGGCCCGCGCUCGUGCUGGCGCCGCACGCCGCCGACGUGCUCGCCGCGCACGCGCGCGCCCGCCGCACCACGCUCACGUCGGCGCGCUGGAGCGGGCGCGCGCGGCCCGCGCUCGUGCUGGCGCCGCACGCCGCCGACGUGCUCGCCGCGCACGCGCGCGCCCGCCGCACCACGCUCACGUCGGCGCGCUGGAGCGGGCGCGCGCGGCCCGCGCUCGUGCUGGCGCCGCACGCCGCCGACGUGCUCGCCGCGCACGCGCGCGCCCGCCGCACCACGCUCACGUCGGCGCGCUGGAGCGGGCGCGCGCGGCCCGCGCUCGUGCUGGCGCCGCACGCCGCCGACGUGCUCGCCGCGCACGCGCGCGCCCGCCGCACCACGCUCACGUCGGCGCGCUGGAGCGGGCGCGCGCGGCCCGCGCUCGUGCUGGCGCCGCACGCCGCCGACGUGCUCGCCGCGCACGCGCGCGCCCGCCGCACCACGCUCACGUCGGCGCGCUGGAGCGGGCGCGCGCGGCCCGCGCUCGUGCUGGCGCCGCACGCCGCCGACGUGCUCGCCGCGCACGCGCGCGCCCGCCGCACCACGCUCACGUCGGCGCGCUGGAGCGGGCGCGCGCGGCCCGCGCUCGUGCUGGCGCCGCACGCCGCCGACGUGCUCGCCGCGCACGCGCGCGCCCGCCGCACCACGCUCACGUCGGCGCGCUGGAGCGGGCGCGCGCGGCCCGCGCUCGUGCUGGCGCCGCACGCCGCCGACGUGCUCGCCGCGCACGCGCGCGCCCGCCGCACCACGCUCACGUCGGCGCGCUGGAGCGGGCGCGCGCGGCCCGCGCUCGUGCUGGCGCCGCACGCCGCCGACGUGCUCGCCGCGCACGCGCGCGCCCGCCGCACCACGCUCACACAGGUGGGCGUUGAGGAAGGAUUGCACGCAUGGGAGGCGGCGGUGGAGGCGGCGCGCGGCGGCGGCUGGCUGGCGCUGCUCGUGGGCGCCUCGCCAUUCACCGGCGACUUGCAUAGCUUCGUCGCCGCCUUCGUGCAACGGCCGCCUGAAGACUUCAGUGAAGAGUUUCGUUUAUGGAUUGUUUCCGAAGACCGUGAAAUACCGCCACUUAUUGCAAAUGCGUGCGUUAACGUUAUUUUAGAGGCGCCCGAGGGCGUGAAGCACAACGCUCUAGGCACGCUGGCGGCGUGGGGCGGCUACGAGGCGGCGCCGGCGCUGGUACGCGCGCACGCCUGCCUCGCGCUGUUCCACGCCGUGCUGCAGGAGCGCCGCGCAUACAUCCCGCAAGGUUGGACCCAGUGGUACGCGUGGGAGUGGGGCGAGGUGUGCGCGAGCGCCGAGGCGCUGCGGGCCGGCGGCGCGGGCGCGCGCGCUUUGGUCCUGGCGCUGUACGCGGCGCGCGCAGGAAGCGAGGCCGAUCGUGCGGCCCUGCGCGCGCUGCAUAAUGCGACACUCGGGGAUCACGUGCUAGCGCACGACGCGCGCCCGCUUGGAUUACCGCUACGAUUGCCGCAUGCCACGCGCACACAGGAAUAUUCCUCAGCGUUUGAAGCUCUCCCUCAAAUUGAUACACCAGAAAUACUCGGUCUGCCGGCCAAUUGCAGAAUCGCAUGGGAAAGAAACGCCGCCAACGAUAUCAUAAAUGGUUUAAAAGAAUUGGACUCUACAACGAGUAGCCAAGAAAAUAAUAAAAACAAUGUCACGCCUUUGAAAAUGAUUCUGGCACUCUGGAAGAAGUUGAUGUCUGGAAGUCCUCUCCUAAAAGCAGAUUAUAAGAUUGACCGCAUGCGCGGAUGGUGGGGCAGUGUGUGCGCGAGCGAGGCGCGGGAAGCGGCGCGUGCGGCCCGCGGCCUUCACCUUGCGUUAGCUGUCCUGGCGCGCCAGGCAACCCGCGCGCCGCCGCUGCACAAGGUGCCGGAGGAGUGGCAGGCGCUAUGGGCGGGCCCGGAGCGGCCCGAGGAAUACGUGCGCGAGUUUUGCGCCCGCGCGCGCGCCGCGCUCGAACGGCUCGACGCGCCCUUCGCAGACGACUACCUGCCCGCAGAGACGGACCUGCGCGGCUGGCUGCGGCCGGCGCGCGCGCUGUGGGCCCUGCGCGCCGUGAGCGCCGCGCGCCUGCGCACCGCGCCGCAUGACCUCACGCUCGCCGCCAAGUGGGAUUGCAAAGAGGUGCCGGCGGAGGGCGGGUUGGUGAUAGUGGGUCUGGUGCUGGGCGGCGCGGCGUGGGCGGGCGCGCUGGCCCCGCCCGCGCCCGCCGCGCCGCCCGCCGCGCCCGCGCCGCCGCUGCUGCUGCGGUACCUGCCCACGGGCGGCGAGAUAUCGCUUCGCCCCGAGGGCACGGCGCAGGUGCCGCUGUACGCCAGCGCGGCGCGCGAGACAGCCCUGGCGUGGCUGCGCGCGCCGCUAGCUCGCCCGCUCGCGCGCCCGCUCGCCGCGCUGCACGCCGUCGCGCUCGCCGUCGCGCCCGCCGCCGACUGA
Molecule: messenger RNA, 7986 nt
Organism: Ostrinia nubilalis (European corn borer)
Lineage: Eukaryota; Metazoa; Arthropoda; Insecta; Lepidoptera; Crambidae
Product: cytoplasmic dynein 2 heavy chain 1-like
Exons: 57
Coding region: 1-7986 (2661 amino acids)
Biological process (GO): cilium assembly; cilium movement involved in cell motility; intraciliary retrograde transport
Cellular component (GO): 9+2 motile cilium; axoneme; cytoplasmic dynein complex
Molecular function (GO): ATP hydrolysis activity; dynein intermediate chain binding; ATP binding
Source: RefSeq, a predicted model, not a curated record